AGCAUUGUGUGACCGAAGCAGGCUCUGCCGGCUACAUUUCGCCGCUUCUCCACCCGGCAGCUCCUUUUCGGAUCUCACUGCAAUGGCGGAACAGCAGCAGUUCUACCUCUUGCUGGGCGACCUCAUGAGCCCUGACAACAACGCCAGGAAGCAAGCAGAGGAGACAUAUGACACAAUCCCGGGGCAGACCAAGAUCACGUUCUUGCUGCAGGCGGUCAGAGAUGCGUCAGCUGCAGAGGAGGUCAAACAGAUGGCAGCCGUGCUGCUGCGGCGGCUGUUGUCCUCGUCCUUUGAGGAGAUCUACCCAGGUCUCACCGUGGAGAUGCAGACGGCCAUCAAGACGGAGCUGCUGACCAGCAUCCAGCAGGAGACCUCGCCAAACAUCCGCAAGAAGGUCUGCGACAUUGCAGCCGAGCUGUCUCGCAACCUCAUUGAUGAUGAUGGGAAUAACCAGUGGCCAGAGCUGCUCAAGUUUCUCUUUGACUCCGUGAACUCGGACAAUGUUGGCCUGCGAGAAGCUGCCCUGCACAUAUUCUGGAACUUCCCAGGAAUCUUUGGCAACCAGCAGCAGCACUACAUGGAGGUGAUCAAGCGCAUGCUCGUGCAGUGCAUGCAGGACCAGGCAAACCCGCAGAUCCGCACCCUGGCGGCUCGGGCUGCAGCGUCCUUCGUUCUGUCCAAUGAAAGCAACACGGCUCUGCUGAAGCACUUUGCUGACCUGCUGCCGGGCAUCCUGCAGGCGGUGAAUGAGUCGUGCUACCAGAGCGACGACUCCGUGCUCAAGUCCUUGGUGGAAAUAGCAGACACGGCACCGAAAUACCUGAGGCCUCACCUGGAGCCCACGCUGCAGCUGUGUCUGAAGCUGUGCGCCGACACAAACCUGACGAACAUGCAGCGACAGUUGGCUUUGGAGGUCAUCGUCACUCUGUCGGAGACGGCGGCGGCCAUGCUGAGGAAGCACACAGCCAUCGUAGCUCAGAGCGUCCCCCAGAUGCUGGCGAUGAUGGUGGACCUUGAGGACGAUGAAGAGUGGGCAAUGGCUGACGAGCUGGAGGACGACGACUUCGACAGUAAUGCUGUGGCCGGAGAGAGCGCUCUGGACAGGAUUGCGUGCGGCCUGGGAGGGAAGAUCAUUCUUCCCAUGAUCAAACAGCACAUCAUGCAGAUGCUGCAGAACCCUGAUUGGAAGUACCGCCAUGCCGGGCUGAUGGCGCUGUCUGCCAUCGGCGAGGGCUGCCACCAGCAGAUGGAGGCCAUCCUGCAGGAGAUCGUCAGCUUCGUCCUGCUGUUCUGCUCCGACCCUCACCCAAGAGUGCGUUACGCUGCCUGCAACGCUAUCGGACAGAUGGCCACCGACUUCGCCCCGACCUUUCAAAAGAAGUUCCACGAUAAGGUGAUCUCAGCCCUGCUUCAGACCAUGGAGGACCAGAGUAACCCUCGGGUGCAGGCGCAUGCUGCCGCCGCCCUCAUCAACUUCACCGAGGACUGCCCCAAAUCGCUGCUCGUUCCAUACCUGGACAGCCUGGUGCAGCACCUGCACGUCAUCAUGGUCGCCAAGCUGCAGGAGCUGGUCCAGAAGGGCACCAAGCUGGUCCUGGAGCAGGUGGUGACGUCCAUCGCCUCGGUGGCGGACACCGCGGAGGAGAAGUUCGUGCCAUACUACGACCUCUUCAUGCCCUCUCUCAAGCACAUCGUGGAGAACGCAGUGCAGAAGGAGCUCCGGUUGCUCCGUGGCAAGACCAUCGAGUGCAUCAGUCUCAUCGGCCUGGCUGUGGGAAAGGAGAAGUUCAUGCCAGACGCUUCGGACGUCAUGAAGCUGCUCCUCAAGACCCAGACAGACUUCAGUGACCUGGAGGAUGACGAUCCUCAGAUCUCGUACAUGAUUUCCGCCUGGGCCCGCAUGUGUAAGAUCCUGGGGAAAGAGUUCCAGCAGUACCUGCCGGUGGUGAUGGGCCCGCUGCUGAAGACGGCCUCCAUCAAGCCUGAAGUGGCCCUCCUUGACACCCAGGACAUGGAGAACAUAUCGGAAGACGACGGUUGGGAGUUUGUUAACCUGGGAGACCAGCAGAGUUUCGGCAUCAAGACGGCCGGCCUGGAGGAGAAGGCCACUGCCUGCCAGAUGCUGGUUUGUUAUGCCAAAGAGCUGAAGGAAGGGUUUGUGGAGUACACAGAGCAGGUGGUGAAGUUGAUGGUUCCUCUGCUCAAGUUCUACUUCCAUGAUGGUGUGCGCGUGGCUGCAGCGGAGUCCAUGCCGCUGCUGCUGGAGUGCGCUCGGGUUCGAGGGCCCGAGUAUCUCACGCAGAUGUGGCUCUUCAUGUGCGACGCCCUCAUCAAGGCCAUCGGCACGGAGCCGGACUCGGACGUCCUGUCGGAAAUCAUGCAUUCGUUUGCGAAGUGUAUCGAGCUGAUGGGAGACGGCUGUCUGAACAAUGAGCACUUCGAGGAGCUGGGCGGCAUCCUGAAGGGAAAGCUGGAGGAGCAUUUCAAGAACCAGGAGCUCAGACAGGCCAAGAGACAGGAUGAAGACUACGACGAGCAGGUCGAGGAGAGUCUACAAGACGAGGACGAGAACGACGUGUACAUCCUGACCAAAGUCUCCGACAUCCUGCACUCGGUGUUCAGCAGUUACAAAGAGAAGGUCCUGCCGUGGUUCGAGCAGCUGCUGCAGCUCAUCGUCCAGCUCAUAUGUCCCAACAGGCCGUGGGCGGACAGACAGUGGGGUCUGUGCAUCUUCGACGACGUGGUGGAGCACUGCAGCCCCUCCUCCUUCAAAUACGCCGAGUACUUCCUGCGGCCCAUGCUGCAGUCACUGUGCGACACCAGCCCCGAGGUCCGGCAGGCGGCCGCCUACGGCGUCGGCGUCAUGGCUCAGUUUGGAGGAGAGAGCUACCGCCCGUUCUGCACAGAGGCCCUCCCGCUGCUGGUCAGAGUCAUCCAGGCCGCCGACUCCCGCUCCAAGGAAAACGUCAACGCCACGGAAAACUGCAUCUCCGCUGUGGGGAAGGUCAUGAGGUUCCGGCCGGAGUGCGUCAACGUCAGCGAGAUCCUUCCUCACUGGCUCACCUGGCUGCCGCUCAACGAGGACAAGGAGGAGGCCGUCCACACGUUCGACUUUCUGUGCGACCUCAUUGAGAGCAACAAUCCCAUCGUCCUCGGCCCGGACAACUCCAACCUUCCCAGGAUCUUCCUCAUCAUAGCAGACGGCGUGGCGAACGAGUCGGUCAAGAGUGAAGACGCCUGCAGCAAGCGGCUCGCGAACGUCAUCCGUCAAGUGCAGGGGUCGGUGGGACUGUGGACGCAGUGCAUGUCGACGCUGAACGUGGCGCAGCAGAAAGCCAUACAGGAUCUACUGAACACCGCCUGAGUCUGCACCCCCGGUCACCUCCCCGCUCUUACAAAAAAAAAACAAAAGAAGCCUGUGAAGAAAAAAAGUCGAGGUCCUGAAGACUUUCACCCCGUAUCUGAGGAAGUGGGAAUCAGAGUUGUCCCUGUCCGGUUGCUCCACUUCCUCAGCCCAGACGCUCCCAGUCAUUCCCCGACCUGUGACUCGUCUCGCCGUCGCCCAGAGGGAUUCAUUCACCAAGUCGCCCAACAUGUACUCAUUGGACAGUCAGGCUCAGAGGGGCCAUCGUGGGGGAAGUGGGGACAGGACAUUCUAGAGGACUGAGCAAUUGAAAGAGGUAGAAAUGUGCACUCUGGGCAAUCACUGCCUGUGUCCUGUGAAUUUUCCUUUUUUUUUUUUUUUUGUAUUUUUAUUUUCUUGUUCCAUGUCCCCAGUCUGCCCUGGGGGGGGGGAUUCCCUCUGUCUGCCUUAGCUCAGAGGGUGUAUUUCGAAGUAAUGGCAUGUUCGUUAAGUGGCUAACUCUAGAAAAAAAAAAAAAAAAAAAACACAUAGCUAGGAAUAAAAUGUCCAUCAUCGCUGUCAGGGAGAGG
Messenger RNA from Salarias fasciatus (jewelled blenny), 3933 nucleotides. It is a transcript of the gene ipo5, whose product is annotated as karyopherin (importin) beta 3. NCBI's taxonomy places the organism in Eukaryota, Metazoa, Chordata, Actinopteri, Blenniiformes, Blenniidae. Gene Ontology annotation, molecular function: protein binding. Gene Ontology annotation, biological process: protein import into nucleus. The record is from RefSeq and is a predicted model, not a curated record.